This is a messenger RNA of Fundulus heteroclitus (mummichog), 2543 nucleotides long. It is a transcript of the gene eda, whose product is annotated as ectodysplasin A. The record is from RefSeq and is a predicted model, not a curated record. Gene Ontology annotation, biological process: immune response; animal organ development. Gene Ontology annotation, molecular function: tumor necrosis factor receptor binding; death receptor binding; death receptor agonist activity. The coding region runs from base 181 to 1287 and encodes 368 amino acids. NCBI's taxonomy places the organism in Eukaryota, Metazoa, Chordata, Actinopteri, Cyprinodontiformes, Fundulidae. Gene Ontology annotation, cellular component: membrane. The transcript is spliced from 8 exons.
UCAGAGCCGAGGUGGGCGGGACACCCAUUGUUACUACAGGUCCUGGGAGAAGUUUGCAGCCGACCUGCUGCCGCUGCACCGAUGAGCCUGCACGUAAAUGAAUAGCCCCGGCUCGACGCGCCACAAGACGAGCAGAUUAUGCCGAGAUAAGGAGCCUUAUGACCCGCGCUCCCUCCGAUAAUGGCAUGCGAUGACGCUUCACCCGCGGAGGACUUCCCGGACACGGUGAUGCCCAGGGGGGCUCCCUGCAUGUGCGGCAAGAAGUGCAGGGGUCGGAGCGGCAGCGCUGUCUUCCUGGGAUUAUUCCUGCUGUCGCUCACUCUUCACGCAGUCACCCUGGUCUGCUAUUUGGACCUGCGCUCCGAGGUGAAAAGGGAAAUUACCCACCAGAAGCGGGACUCUAAGGUGACACCCGCCGGGGCUGACCUGGCCGACCCGGCGGGGGUCCUGCCGCCCGGCCACCCGCGAGUGGGCAGCAGCAGCCGCAGCAGCAGCAGAGAAGAGGAUGGAGAGGAGAGGUCGCUCCACAGAAACGACGACUUUAGCGGCACAAAAGACAGCAGAGGGAGAACCCGGCGGGCAAAAAGGAGUCCAGACACAGAAUCUAAUGGAAGGGAGAAGAGGAAAGACAAGAAAAAAGGGAGGAAAAGGCCUGUGCCAGGACCUCCUGGUCCCCCAGGUCCCCCGGGGCCACAGGGCCCGCCGGGCAUCCCAGGGAUCCCCGGUAUUCCAGGGAGCAACGUUGUGGGGCCUGCAGGACCUCCCGGGCCCCCUGGGCCACAGGGACCGCCAGGCGCUCAAGGUCCGGCAGGGGUUCCUGAUAAGUCAAAGAAAUUCCAGCCGGCAGUGGUUCACUUACAAGGACAAGAAACAACGAUCCAAGUGAGGGAAGAUCUGUCUCAAGGCGUCCUCAGGAACUGGAAGAUGGUGUCCAUCAAUAAAGACGUGUUCCGGAUGAACCCUCGCACCGGAGAGCUGGUGGUGCUGCUGGACGGUGUCUACUUCAUAUAUAGUCAGGUAGAAGUGUACUACCUCAACUUCACGGACAUCGCCAGCUAUGACGUGAUGGUGGACUCCAGCCCGUUCCUACGCUGCACGUGCAGCAUCGAGACGGGCCAGCGUAAGUUCAACACCUGCUACACAGCCGGCGUGAGCCUGCUGCGCUCGGGCCAGAAGAUCUCCAUACGCAUAGCCCACGAGUACACGCUCAUAAACAUGACCAACCACACCACCUUCCUGGGCAGCGUCAGGCUCGGAGAGGCUCCAUCUGCUGGACAGAACGGUUAACCGCGCCCGCCGUACGCCGUCCUUCCACCCUGCCCCCCGAUGCGGGAUUGCCGGGUUCACUUCAAGGCCAAUGUGUAGAGGACACUCGGGGAGCCUUGGUGACUUUUGGUCACUUUCAAACGUCUGCUUUAAAAUGGACUCCAAAGACUUUGAUGCUUCCCUUCCAGGUGGUUCUGUGCAGAGAGAUAAGCCGUUUGGAACCAAAUAUCCUCAUCAAAGACAAGUUUCUAUUUAUAGUCAGCCUCUAUGUGCAGCAUCUCUCUUUAUAGCAAGGAAGGACACUGUGCUGACAGGUACUUAGUAAUUACAUACUUUUAAGUGCUGUUGAAUGAUGACAAAAAACACCAGUAACAGUGCCCUGCAAAUAAAAAUAUUCAGGAUUCAAGGCCCUUUAAACCUUUUCACAUUUUUAUUGUUUUACAACCACAAGCAUCAAUAUAUUUUGUUAUGAUUUUACCAUUAGACCAACACAAAGCAUUUCAUAAUUCUGAAGGGGAAGGAAAAUGAUUCACAUUUUAUUUAUUUUUUUUUACAUUUUUACAAAUGAAAAGCCUUGCACACCUAAGAGUUUAAGCACACAGCAUGAUGCUGCCAAUAGCGUGUUUUACCAUCAGGAUGGUACAGUAUGCUAGGUUGCUAGUUUACUGCCAUGGCUAGUGCUUCAGAUAUGGCUUCUUUCUUCCCGCUUAACGAUAAAGAGGUUGAUGCGGAACUAAGAAGUACCCCACCUGAGCUGCGAAUCUCUACAGCUCCUCCAGAGACAUCAGGGGCCAGUUUGCUGCUUCUCUGAAUAAAUGCUAACCCUGCCCACCUGGUUAGUCUAGGUAGACAGCCAUGUCAUGUUAGAUUUGCAGUUGUGCCAGGCUCUCUGUUUUCGGACGAUGUAUUGAACAGUGCUCGGUGAAAUGUUCGAAGCAUGGGAUGUUUUCAAACCUAACCUCACUUUAAACUUUAUCCCGGUCCCGUCUGCUGUGUUCAGAUUUGCAUUAGUAAAAAAUUUAAACGCCUUGUAUUAUUUUUCCUUCCGUUUCCCAGCUCUUUUGUGUUGUCCACUCAAAUAAACUUCCAAUAAAAAAAAUACUUAGUUUGUGAUUGUAAUGUUGUAAAAUGUAAAAAGGAUACUUUUUCAAGGCACUGUUUUUGUCAUGGUUUUGAUUUCUGAUUUUAUUAUUUAAGCCUUUUCUAUAAGUUGUGUAAGAAGGGGUUGAAAACCCCCAUGAGGUGUAAGGAAGAAGGAAGGUAUUCAAAAAGCAAUA